Acanthoscelides obtectus is the source of this 5393-nucleotide messenger RNA. The record is from the annotation of a GenBank genome assembly. NCBI's taxonomy places the organism in Eukaryota, Metazoa, Arthropoda, Insecta, Coleoptera, Chrysomelidae.
CAACUGCCCUCAGGAGAGUUGCUGAUACACAACUUGGAGUUCAGCGAUCAGUUUCCAACGUAUCGUUGUAGAACGAUGCAUCGACUCAGCAGAAACAUCGUCGUCAGUAGUCCAGCGAAUGUCAGAAUAACAGAGCAUCGGGGGAUCGUAGCACCUGUCAUAGUCGAACACUCUGGUGCUGUCACAGUUGCUCAGGAUGAAGGGGCAGCGAUGAUUUGCAUAGCUCAGGGGUGCCCUUCACCUGAAUAUAGAUGGUACAAUCAUGCUGGCUUGGAGCCAAGCCUCAUUAUGCCAGGGCCAAGAGUCAGGCAGCUGGGACCUGUACUGGCCAUCGAAGCCGUCACACCCGAGGAUGGUGGUGUGUAUCGAUGUUCAGCAUCGAACGCUGGCGGAGAAACAAGUGCGGAAAUGCGACUGGCGGUAUCAACACCUCUACAUGUAGAAAUAUCACCACCGCUAUUGAGUGUACAUAUGGGUGGGAGUGCAGAAUUCAGGUGUGUAGUGUCUGCACAAACGGGGGGACCGCAUCUAGUAACAUGGUUCAAAGAUGGCCGACAGCUACCAAGUACGGGACGUGGUUCCAGUGAGACCUUAGUGGUGAACAACGUUGGAAGAGAAGACAGGGGCAUGUAUCAGUGCAUUGUUAGGAGAGUUGAGGGUGAUACCGCUCAAGCAGCAGCUGAAUUGCAACUGGGAGAUGCACCUCCAGUAUUGCUGUACAGUUUCAUUGAGCAAACAUUACAGCCUGGUCCAGCGGUUUCACUUAAGUGCAGUGCUUCGGGAAACCCAACACCACAAAUCUCGUGGACACUGGAUGGAUUUCCUUUACCUAGUCAUGGAAGGUUUGUGAUCGGCCAGUAUGUAACCGUCCACGGUGACGUCAUCAGCCACGUCAACAUCAGUCACGUGAUGGUAGAAGAUGGUGGAGAAUAUACCUGCACAGCAGAGAAUAGAGCUGGGAAGACAUCACACUCCGCCAGAUUAAACAUAUAUGGUAUGCCUUAUAUCAGGCUAAUACCGAAAGUGACAGCUGUAGCAGGAGAGACACUUAGACUGAAGUGUCCCGUAGCGGGUUAUCCUAUAGAAGAGAUCCAUUGGGAGAGGGGUGGCAGUGAACUACCAGUAGAUCUCCGACAAAAAGUUCAAGCUGAUGGUACAUUGAUUAUACAUCCAGUGGAAAAGAAAGCAGAUUCGGGCGUAUACACAUGCUGGGCAAGAAAUAAACAAGGACAUAGUGCAAGAAGAAGUGGGGAAGUCAACGUCAUAGUUCCGCCCAAGGUUAGCCCGUUCAGCGUGGAGGACAGUUUACACGUAGGUGACCGCGCCAGUCUGACGUGCUCAGUGACCAAAGGUGACCAACCUUUGACCAUAACCUGGCACAAAGACGGCCGUACAGUCGAGCCUGGACAGUCUGUGUCCAUAACCCAAGUGGACCAAUUUACUAGCAUUCUAAUGAUAUUGAGCCUGAGCCCGGAGCACAACGGCAACUACAGCUGCGUGGUGAGGAACCUCGCUGCCGAGGUGUCACACACCCAUCAUUUGGUAGUGAAUGUACCACCACGAUGGCUCGUGGAACCAGUCGAUGUCAGCGUUGAGAGAAACAAACAUGUCGCACUACAUUGCCAAGCGCAAGGAGUACCUACCCCAGUCGUUACAUGGAAAAAAGCAACAGCCAGCAAAUCGGGCGAUUAUGAGGAAAUCCGCGACCAUAUGUACACAAAACUACUUGGCAACGGUACUUUACUACUUCAGCACGUGAAAGAAGAUCGUGAAGGGUACUACUUAUGCCAGGCAGAUAACGGCAUUGGUACUGGCAUCGGAAAAGUCAUACAGCUCAGGGUAAAUUCGUCUCCAUACUUCUCAGCACCAUCACGCUUAGUAACUGUAAAGAAAGGAGAUACUGCACUACUGCAUUGUGAUGUGAACGGCGACAAACCAAUCAACGUGAUCUGGUCAAAGGGUGAUAAGACUGAACUGAAUCCGUCGAUGAACUACAGGGUAAACGUGAAGCAAGAUGUCACUCCUGAUGGUGUUGCUGCGGAGCUUCAAAUCCUGAACGCUGACGCGUCAGACAGUGGCGCUUAUUUUUGUAGAGCGAGCAACAUGUAUGGCCAGGAAAAGCAGCUGGUGCAACUACUGGUCCAAGAACCUCCACCCCCACCACAUGCCUUGGAAGCAGCGAUGGUAGGAAGUCGAAGUGUCAAUUUGAAAUGGCAGCAUAACAACGCAGGUGACACGGACGAGGUUUUCAAAUUCAUCGUUGAGUACAGAGAGCUGGACAAGCAGUGGCACCAAAUUGAGCUGACUGAUACUCCACUCCAGUAUGCCGCACUGAUAGAAGACUUAAAACCAGCUACAAAAUACGUAUUUCGAGUGUCAGCAGAAGGUGCGGCUGGACGUAGCGCAGCCAGUGACGAGUUGAUUGUCAGGACAGAACCUCAAAGGCCUGCUGGACCUCCUCUGCAGGUUUCCGCUAGGGCGAUAUCCAGUACGGAGGUACUGGUCACGUGGAUGCCUCCGGUACCAGAACUGAGAAAUGGAGAAAUACAGGGCUUCAACGUAGGUUACCGCACUGCCUCCCAAAUCGCCUACAAUUUCACCUCCGUAACUGGUGAUGGGGAAGAUGGCGGUGAAGCUUUGCUGUCUGGUCUCGCCAAGUACACCAGAUAUACGAUCGUUGUGCAAGCGUUCAAUGAAGUUGGAGCUGGUCCACUGUCAGACAGCGUCAAUGUCCAAACAAUGGAAGACGUUCCCAGCAUGCCACCACAAGAUGUGAGAUGUGCUGCGCUUACAUCUCAGUCUCUUCAAGUUAGCUGGCAACCGCCAUCAACAGAUCACUCGAAUGGUAUUGUUCAAGGAUAUAAGCUUACAUAUGAGCCUGUUGUGGAUGACAACUGGAGAGGGAACGACGAGAUGGAAACUAGGAAGACCACUGCGCUAACGACCGUCAUCACUGGAUUGAGAAAAUUCACAAAUUACAGUCUGCAAGUUCUCGCUUUUACCAAGGUGGGAGAUGGAGUGUUUACCCCGGUUGUAUUUUGUCAGACUGAAGAGGACGUCCCUGGUCCACCAGCCGACAUCAAAGCCGUCGCCUCCGGCUCUCAGUCCUUGAAAGUAUCCUGGCUGCCUCCUGUGGAACCCAACGGCAUCAUCACCAAGUACACUCUGUACAGACGUGGCCUAGAUGGUCAUCAAGAGGUGGACGGUGGAAAGCAAACUGUUAGCGGGGCCCAUACGACGGCAGAAGUUGGAACUGUUCGACCACAUCAGGAGUAUCAAUUCUGGGUGACCGCUUCUACCAGGAUUGGGGAAGGGCAAAGUAGCAAAGUGGUUACGCAGCAGGCCAAGCAAAGGAUUCCUGCCAGAAUAAUUUCAUUUGGAGGUUUAAUUGUGAGGCCAUGGAGAAGCUCAGUAGCAUUUAAUUGUGAAGCUGUUGGAUCGCCACGAAGAGAAUGGAUGAGAGGGGAUCAGGUGCUCAAGGGCGGAGCAAAUCACAACCAACAGCUACUGGAUACUGGUGAACUUAUUCUUUCAAAUCUGCAACUCUCUGAUGCUGGCAACUAUACUUGCCAAGUGGACAAUGGACAAGGAUCAGAUAGGAUCACAUAUGCUCUUGGAGUACAGGUACCACCUUCGGCACCACUUUUAUACGUAACUAGUGCAACAAGCAGUAGCGUUUUGUUGCAUUGGAAACCAGGACAUGAUGGUGGUGCUCCUAUAGGUGGGUUCACGCUAAGCUACAAGAAGGAACAUGGCGAUAUUGAUGAGGUGCAUCUCAACAGGCAUGCAACUAGCUAUGAACUGAAGGGAUUAUCGUGUGGCACUACCUACCACCUGCACCUCACCGCCCAAAACAAAAUCGGCGAAUCGCCUGCCAGCCAUCCUCUUCAGGCUCGAACUCAAGGACAUCCUCCAGGCGUACCAACAGCUACUUCAUUCCUGGUACCGAACUCAACGUCAGUGACACUACGGCUGCACGCUUGGCCGGACAACGGCUGUCCGAUACUGUACUUCGUAUUGCAGUAUAGGAAGACUACGGACUCGCAAUGGACUCUAGUCUCAAAUGCCCUAAAACCCCAACGGAAGACGUCCAUCACUGGCUUGACACCCGCAUCUCAGUAUGUCGUAAAAUUGGAGGCACACAACGUUGCUGGUUUCUCAACAGAAGAGUUUUCCUUUAUGACUCUAACGAAAGAAGGAGAUGUGCCACCGCCAAAUCUGAUGCAACAAGAAGACGACACAACUCCUUUCUACUCGGACGUAAAAGUGGUAGUACCUCUGGUAGUGGUUGGUUUUGCCAUUAUCGUAUCAGUAGCGGGAGCAGUCGUUUGUAUGAGACAUCGGCAAAGAGAAGGCGACAAGGAAACGAUGGAUAAUCAGCAGAAUGCUGAAGCUCAGAGAGAAAGGUACUACGCCACUAUUCACAAGGUGGCUUUGCAGGCAGGUGAAAAGAUACCAGAGACUUCCGAAGACAUAUCACCAUAUGCGACAUUCCAACUAUCGGAGCCUAGUACACUGCCGCAAAAUACGAUGUUGCACAGCUUCAUGUACCAUGAGCAUCCGAUGACAGAAGGUUGUGCUUCACCACCUCCAGCUACCUCCUCAGUUCAACGAAACUCACCAUACUAUAAUAUACAAAAAUUUCAAAGUACAAAAGGCCAUGGAAGAAGGAGAGCUAACAGAAAGAACGACGUGGACAGUGAUGACAGCGAAUCAGAUCAGGAUCAGCUGACAUCCAGCAGAACAGAGUCUUCCAAUCAGCUAGACAUGAAACACAAACAUAACUUCGUGUAUCAUGGAGCCCAAUCAAGCACCUCAUCAGACAUAUCCCCAAUGUCAGAACAAAAGUCGUUGCCUAGACGGAACAGAAACAGGUGGCUUUCCCAAGGUGGUCGCAGCAACUCCCAACGGCAGAUGCUGUCCCACCUGACCGUGGCCGAAACGGCGUUUACGGAACGCCCACCCGCCCCUGCACCUACGCCAGCGCCCAGCGACCAAGGCACUCCUGAUCGGAUAGAGCUCAGCGAAGCUGAAUGCGACAUCGACACCCUCAAGAAGCUCAAGCUGGGCUUGCGCAGCAGUCUUUGGGCACGGCCUGCUACGCAAGGAGCGCAACAGGGUGGAAACUUGCAUCCUAGCGACUACUCGAUCGCGGUGUAACAGGGCUUUAGACAGUGGGUGGUGUAAACCGGACUUCGCAUCGCAAUGUGGGUAGAACAGAGCUCUUGAGGUUGCGAAGUAAGAGGUCGGUUCUGCUGUCCAUAGUGGAAAUGGUUUUGUAUACUCUAUUGCUUUUAUGGACCGGCUAAAGCUGUAUUCGCCUUUAUCUGUCGUGACAGGUAGGAGUUUAGAUCCAGAAACUAGUUCCCCACCAAGACUAUUAUGAGCGGAAA